This is a messenger RNA of Frankliniella occidentalis (western flower thrips), 1462 nucleotides long. RefSeq names its product beta-hexosaminidase subunit beta-like. Gene Ontology annotation, biological process: glycosaminoglycan metabolic process; ganglioside catabolic process; carbohydrate metabolic process. Lineage: Eukaryota; Metazoa; Arthropoda; Insecta; Thysanoptera; Thripidae. Gene Ontology annotation, cellular component: membrane. Gene Ontology annotation, molecular function: beta-N-acetylhexosaminidase activity. The record is from RefSeq and is a predicted model, not a curated record.
GCUGAGCGUGUAUCAGUUGCACCGACACGACCGACACGACCAGCUCGACGACGCGCCGCCGGCACACUCCGAGCACACACACAGGCGCCCGCCGCGUCUCGAGGGCGACGCCGACGCCCCGUGCGUGCCGCGGGGGACAACAAGAGCGUGGUCGCGCGCCCCGCGGCCGUCCCGUCCCGCCCCCGCGACCGCUCCACCCGUCCAGGACCUGCGCCGUCCUCUCACACAGUGAUUUGCAUCGGGUCCGUCCGUGUUGUGACAAAGUGACACCUGCGCGCUCCUUCCCCCCGCAUCGCCAGGAUCCCGACGAACAGCCGCCGCUCGCACGUGACGACGCAUCUCGAAGUCGGCACCGGCUUCCCUCCAAGCUGCUGCUAGCCGACAAAGAUGAGCGCGCCGGAGAUGCUCGCCGUCCUCCUCGUCGUGGUCUUGGGGUUGGCGGCCACUGUCUCCGGACAGGCUGAUGGUCUGUCUGUAGUGCCGCCCGGGCCCUCCGUCCAUGCAUCCAAGGGGGAGGUGUGGCCAAAGCCUAGCUCCACCAAGAAGACAGCCUGGUUCUACAACCUGCGACCCUCGUCCUUCCAGUUCCUGGGACAGCGACCCGGGCGUGCGGGCGUACAUGGAGAACCGCGGCAUCAGCGGGGACUACCGGCGCCUGCAGUCCGACUACCUCCGCUGGCUGACCACGGAGGUCCAGCGGCUCAACCGGACGCCUGUCGUCUGGCAGGAAGCCUGGCAGAACGGCAACUUCAACGCGGACGAUGUCAUCGUGCACAUCUGGCUGGGCAACGCCAUGGACCUCAUGAACCAGGUGACGCGUCGGGGCUUCCGCGCGCUGCUGUCCGAGACCUGGUACCUGGACCACCUCAACACGGACUGGCGGGCCAUGUACCGCAUCGACCCGCAGAACUUCCACGGGCGCGCCGAGCAGCUGCGCCUCGUUGAGGGCGGCGAGGCAUGCAUGUGGGGCGAGAUGGCGGACGACACCAACGUGCACUCGCGCAUCUGGCCGCGCGCCGCCGCCGUGGGGGAGCGCUUGUGGUCACCCAGGACGACGACGGACGCGGCGGCGGCCGCGCCCCGGCUGGAAGAGCUCGUCUGCCGUCUCCGCAGGAGGGGCGUGACCGCCUCCCCCGCCAACGGCCCGGGCUUCUGCCCACGGUAGCGAACGGCCCCGUUCUCGCUUUGGCCAGUUUUUUUUAAAGCGGCAUUCCCACCGGUAUGGGUUUUGUGAUAGGUAAACGGUUAACCAACGAAGUGCACGUAACUAGAUAUGUGUGCUGUGGGUGUGUGUUUGUGUGUAUGCGCGCGCGCCUGUGUGCGCGAGAACAUUGUUUUGCUGAGUGUUUGUCAAUUUUUACUUUUAGACCAUAAAAUUAUAUUUUUAAGGUACUGAUUAUUGUGUACGUUCGUUGUAAUUGAUGUCGCGAUGUAUGAAAUACAUUUUAACACUUUUUGGUAA